AAUACAUAUGUAUGAAUUUAUUAAUAGUCAGCUGUCAGGGGAAUAGAAAACACAACGUAACAAAAAUUGUUUGUGAAUGGAAUUCAACAAUAAAUCCAAGCUUUGCAUUAUUUAUGACACAACGAUAAUCUCUCUCUUUGUUUGGAAGCUUUUGUUUGUUUUUUUCUGCAAGUAGUGAUUCACUCAAAUACGGAUAAAUAUGAUUACUGCGAUGUUUGCUCGCGUAACCUUUUAUCCAUCAUUGUUUUACAAUGUGUUGAUGGAAAAGGCAUCCUUCCGAAAUUGGUACGAUCGCAUUGAUGAAAAUGUAAUUUUGGGUGCCUUACCCUUCCGUUCCGAGGCGAAAGAAUUGAUCGCCAAAGAAAAUGUGAAGGCAGUUGUGUCCAUGAAUGAAGACUACGAGCUGUCUAUGUUCUCUAACGACUCGGAGCAGUGGAAAUCGCAUGGAAUUAGUUUUCUGCAACUACCUACAACAGAUAUUUUUGAAGCACCGAACCAAGAAAAACUUUAUGAUGGCGUAAAAUUUAUAAAUAACUUUCUACCUCAAGAGCAGCGCAUAAAGCGUUUGAGUUCAAUUUCCGAGCCUGAAAAUAGUGGCACUGUAUAUGUUCACUGUAAGGCGGGGCGCACGCGUAGCGCUACGCUUGUGGGAUGCUACUUAAUGAUGAAAAACGGCUGGUCACCUGAGCAAGCAGUGGACUUUAUGCGCGCACGCCGCCCCCAUAUUUUACUGCAUUCAAAGCAAUGGGAAGCUCUAAGAAUAUUUCACAAAACUAAUGUCGAGAAUACGUGACCCUCCUAUGACUCGGAAAGCACAAGAGUUGUACAUUCUGUAAUAUAUAUUGUUAUUCAAAUGUUUUAACUUUACGUAAUAAAGUGGACGAUGUCAGUUGUGACAUUUAUGCUAAUUUGUACAAAAAGCUGCUUUAAA
Molecule: messenger RNA, 931 nt
Organism: Zeugodacus cucurbitae (melon fly)
Lineage: Eukaryota; Metazoa; Arthropoda; Insecta; Diptera; Tephritidae
Gene: PTPMT1
Product: phosphatidylglycerophosphatase and protein-tyrosine phosphatase 1
Exons: 4
Coding region: 200-793 (197 amino acids)
Biological process (GO): protein dephosphorylation
Molecular function (GO): phosphatidylglycerophosphatase activity; phosphatidylinositol-4,5-bisphosphate 5-phosphatase activity; protein tyrosine/serine/threonine phosphatase activity
Source: RefSeq, a predicted model, not a curated record